This is a messenger RNA of Hirsutella rhossiliensis, 2577 nucleotides long. RefSeq lists its product as uncharacterized. Bases 1 to 2577 code for a protein of 858 amino acids. Lineage: Eukaryota; Fungi; Ascomycota; Sordariomycetes; Hypocreales; Ophiocordycipitaceae. The transcript has 13 exons. The record is from RefSeq and is a predicted model, not a curated record.
AUGAGCAGCAGCGCAAGCGGCACCAGCGCGAACGCGAACGCACCGGCGCUCGACAUCAACGAAUUCCUCGAUAUUGCUGAAUUCAACCGUGGCCUCGCCACAAUCUUCAACAUGGACCUCUUCAACACCCCAGUCAACGAGACUUCCGAUGAGAUCCACUAUAAUACCUUCGUUCUCGCCCGCAUCGUUGAUUAUAAAGUCUCCUCAACAUGUCAAGGUCUCGAGCUGCUUGGAUCAUUCCAAGAAGACUUUGAGGAUUGGGAGGAAGACGACUUCAAGAAGGUCGAUCCAAGGGUCCCACCAGUCACUCCCGAUCUAAACCUCCCACCAGCUAUCGACCGCGAAGCUUACCGGACCGUGCCCCCAGUCCAGGUCCCCAAUGAAGACCUCGAUCCUGCCAUCGCCAACCAGUUUUCUAAGCUAUGGGAUCGAAAGCUCAACUAUUCAGGUGACGCCUACGAUAUCCUAGAUGAUAAGAUCCGUUACUUUCUCGAUGCCUGCCUCACAGCUAGCAUCAAACCGUCACAAUUCCACGCUUUGUUCUCAAAUAUCCUCACGAAGAGAGCAAAGAACUUCUUCGUGCAUCAAGUCAGCCGCGAUUCAACGUUCGCGGAGAUGUAUCAGAAGAUGAAGCAGCACUUUGAUACGGAAGUCAAUAGGCAACAGUAUCACACUGACUGGACCUCGAUCAAUUUCACACAGCUUCGGAAGGAAUCUCCCGAGAAGCCUCUCUCGAUAGCUUCUUUGCAGCUGCCUUCCUAUCUAAUAGAGCUUUUCGCCACCGCAUUCACACCGUCGAGGAGAAUCGAUAUGCGAGGAAUCACAGCAUUUCUUGCUCGAUCGCUACAACCGGACCUCUUCCAAGGGAUCCUGCCUGACACGGGUGCAGCGAAGAUAUCUACAGCUGGGAUCGACCAAUUCCGCGCGCUCCAACGAGAGAUGCCGACGGUCCAGCUACGGAAGAAUGCGACGAUCGCAACGGUCAGAUUCGGUGGAAACGAGCCGACGAACACGAUCGGGAUCACAACAGUCAUCACCCCGAUUGGAGAAGUCGUUUUCCACGUUAUCAAUAUGUCAACGCCCUUCUUGCUAUGCCUCAAGGAUAUGGACCGUCUCGGUGCCUAUCUCAACAAUGUCACGAACGAAUUGAUCUGCGGCGAUAAGAGGAUUCCGAUCAUCAAGGCAGACGCACCGCGCAGGUUCAAAUUCACGUUAAAGGAUAACUGCGAUUUCAACUACGAAUUGAUCGUCGAUUCGUUGCUUCAAAUGGCCUUCAAAUCCGUCAAUGAUACCGCCGGACCUGACGGUCUAGUGCCCACACUACUAGUCUUUGAGGUCACAGUUGAGCUAGACAACGGGCCAGCUAAAUUUCGCAGCACGGCUGUCCAGCCCUACUUUCGCCACCCGGAUUCGCAGCAGCAACGAAGUCACGAUGUUCUACAGCAGCCACACGCUGACAAUCAGACUGCUGACAAUCAGGCUGAUAGCAUCAACGUUGAGACCGAAUGCGCCGCCCUCGACCUUGCCGUAAAGUUACGUGCAGAGAAGAAAAUCACUACCGCCGGACGACCGUUUGAAGCCUCUGAUGACCUCGAAAUCACGAACCUGCUAGGCGCAGGCGUCAUCGUGCCCGAACGAUACGAUAUGAAUAAGCAUGGAAAACACAGGCUAUUCAAGUCACGAAUGGUCCGGGAGGUCAAAGGAUAUGGUGACGACGAGAAGCAGAUCAACGUCACGACCGCAGAGACCAACGCGGAUACCGCACUUCAGGUUAAUGCCUUCGGCGUUGCCGCGCUUCAGACUGAUGAUACGUUAUUGGUAGGCACAACAACAUUCCUGCAACGUGAAGACCGCGAGCUAUGCUUCCAAGCCAAGCCAAAGAAGACCCUACGAGAAGGCGAUACCUGUGAUUUCAACGGCAGCCUCAUUGCUCUAGAGAAGGGCUAUCUUCUAGUCAUGCAGAAAGGUCAGGUCAACAACCUCAACAUUAUCGAUCUAUCCACGGAAGAUCGGGCCCAACGAUACGUGGAACAACGUGCCCAUCCAACCGCGGAGGAUUUUCAGGCGUUGAAUAAACGGAUCCAAUGGCAGAUCGACAAUCCACAAAGAGGCCUUCGAUUCGUCCCAAUAGGUCUAGAAGCAGCAAAGGUCUUCGUCUUCACAGACGGAUCAUUCGCCAACAACAAGGACUUAAGCUCUCAGAUCGGAUUCGUUAUAAUCAUUGCAACCGAGACUAACUCGACGAAGUGCAAGAGAGUCACCCGCAGCGUCUUGGCUUCUGAGAUAUAUGGAUUAGCUUCAGGCUUCGAUUUGGCAUAUGUGAUCACAGAGACGAUCAACCAGAUCACAAACCGCCUUGGAUUGCCGCAAAUCCCGCUCGUGGUGUCGUACGAACAGAGAGACAUCACAAGCAUCCGUUGGAUCAAUGGUGCGGACAACCCGGCUGAUGCAAUGACGAAGCUAUCUCCGAACGGAGCCUUGACCCGAUUCGUCAACGACAACGAGAUCACGAUCCGGCUUGAAGGUUGGGUUCAAAGGAAGGAAGAUAUGACGAUUGAAGAGGCGAUUAACGAUUGA